Myxocyprinus asiaticus (Chinese sucker) is the source of this 4206-nucleotide messenger RNA. Its product is annotated as glutathione hydrolase 5 proenzyme-like. The transcript has 11 exons. Lineage: Eukaryota; Metazoa; Chordata; Actinopteri; Cypriniformes; Catostomidae. Gene Ontology annotation, biological process: leukotriene D4 biosynthetic process; inflammatory response; glutathione catabolic process. Bases 45 to 1793 code for a protein of 582 amino acids. The record is from RefSeq and is a predicted model, not a curated record. Gene Ontology annotation, molecular function: leukotriene-C(4) hydrolase activity; glutathione gamma-glutamate hydrolase. Gene Ontology annotation, cellular component: plasma membrane.
GCGUGCGUUUCCAUUAUACCUGCUGCACGCGCGCUGCUCUAAGCAUGGUCAAAUCUCAGUCGAGACGUUGCUGCCUGUGCAUACUUGCUUUAGUGUGCUCUGCUGCCAUUAUUUGCCUAUGCAUCUAUUUUGCCAACAAAAACACAUGCGAGUUUACGCACGCUGCAGUUUCUGCGGAUUCGGAGAUGUGCUCCAACAUUGGCAGAGAUAUGCUGCGUCAGGGAGGCUCAGCUGUGGAUGGGGCCAUCGCAGCUCUGCUCUGCACUGGACUGGUCAACCCACAAAGCAUGGGCCUGGGUGGGGGGGCCAUCUUUACCAUUAUGGACAAAAUAGGCAAAGUGAAAAUCAUCAGCUCAAGAGAGACGGUCCCAAAAAGUGUCCGAGCGGAUUUGCUGAAAGACUGUCCAAAGACUUUGACACUCACAACAGGAAGUCAGUGGAUUGGUGUACCAGGAGAACUCCGUGGAUAUGAACGAGCUCAUCAGUUGUAUGGAAAGCUUCCCUGGGCCAAACUGUUCGAGCCCACCAUCAAGCUGGCACGAGAGGGCUUCCCCAUGCCAGUCUACCUCAGUCGAUUCCUGCAGUUUGAUAUGAUUAAAAUGCUUAUUCAAAACUCUCAGCUCUGUGAAUUGUUCUGCCACAAGAACAAGACAGUUUUCGGCCCCGGGGACAUCCUGAAGUUCCCUAAGCUUGCAGAAACUAUGGAAACUAUUGCCAAAGAAGGAGCCGAUGCCUUCUACACUGGAAAAAUCGGCAAGGACUUGAUACAGGAUGUACAAGCUGCAGGUGGAGUGAUUUCAUUAGAAGAUCUGAAAGCUUUCCAGGUCAGAGUCAGUGAUGCAUGGUCAGUCCAACUCGGGGUAUACAAGAUGCACUUUCCUCCUCCACCAUCAGGGGGACCAAUACUCAACUUUAUCCUCCAACUAAUGCAUGGGUUCAAACUCUCUCCAGCCUCAGUCCAAGGAGACCAAAAAAACUUGACUUUGCAUCGGUACCUAGAGGCAGCAAAGUUUGCGACUGGACAGAAGCACAACCUCAGAGACCCCCUGUUCAACUCCAGAGAUAUGACAUACAUAACAGACGAGAAGUUCAUAGAGAGUAUCAGGGCUCUGAUCAGUGAUGGCUCCACUCAAGAGGCCUCUUACUACAACAUCAACCCAUCAGCUGAUCGCUUUGGCACCACACAUGUUUCAGUGAUGGCAGCAGAUGGCACUGCUGUGUCAGUAACCAGCACCAUCAACCACAUGUUUGGGUCAUCUAUUUACUCUCCCAAGACGGGUAUUAUCCUCAACAAUGAGCUAGCUGACUUCUGCGGCCGAGCAGAUUCUGUCACACCAGGUGAAGAUCUGUCACCAAAAAUAUCCUCUUACUUUUCACACAUCUUGAACAUUCUUGUCACCCUAUUGUCUAAUGUUUUUACAGGCGAGCAGCCUCCUUCCUCCAUGGCUCCUGCCAUCCUGCAGUCUUCCUCGCAACAGAAGACACUGGUGAUUGGUGGAUCUGGAGGAAGUAUGAUCACCACAGCCAUGGCCCUGUCCAUUAUGAACCACCUGUGGUUUGGGAUGAGUCUCAACGAAUCUAUCGCUGCUAAAAUAGUAUUUGUGGAUUCCAAGAACACUGUCAACUUUGAGCAUGGAUACCACAAGACUGCUAUAGAGGCAAUGAAAGCAUUAGGACACAAUGUGAAGGGCUAUCCAUUCUUUUUCAAUGUGGUCAACGCCGUCUCAAAAGAAGGACACUGCCUCAGUGCCGUAUCUGACGCCCGGAAGAAUGGCAGGUCGGCGGGAUACUGACCCACCCUUCAGCUGCCCCUGUUUCUGCCCCUCAGAUCCUGUUCUGGUGUCAGCUGUUUGUGAAUACGGUGGUGAUUCAUCGGGUCCGGGAGGAAGUGAGGGUGAAAGUAAAGUGUCAGCUAUCCCUUUCAGCAACGACUACAGACACAUGAAUUCAAACAUGGGGUGAUUGUACAUAGUGAUGUGCAUAAAAUUUGUCCAUGUCCACUUUUUAAUGACCUCUUAGGAUUACAGGUGUAUGAUCUGAGGGUGAAAUGAGGAUGUUUUUAAUACAUAUUUGUAUUUUGUGUGUAGGAGAGACCGGGGCUAGUUGUCACAUGGGGUUUUACAAGAGCUAUAUCUCAGUCUCAAAGGUCCAAUUAUAAACGAGUGCUUGUUUUCUCUAGCAGUGGAUUUGUAUGUUUGUUUCAAAGACCUAGUACAAAACAGUCCUAAAUCUGAAUAUAUAUUUUUUGUGAAUUCUGUCCUCCAAACUAAAAUUCCAAUAUCAUAUUUUUGUAAUACUGUAUCUGUUGAGUAAACAAGUGAACAUUAAACAUCAGUAAACCACUGUUAUACAUUUAGGUAAGGCUCAACAAUAUAAUGAAAGUAGAUUUAAACAAACAGGUUGAAUGGUGUUCUUAUGACAAGGAUUUUUUUUUAAUCAUAAAUGCCUGUUUGGGGCAAGUUGUAACAUUUGGAAACAUUGGCUUUUUUUUAUUUUUUAUCCCUUUUUCUCCCAAUUUGAAAUGCCCAAUUUCUACUACUUAGUAGGUCCUCGUGGUGGUGCGGUUACUCACCUCAAUCCAGGUGGCGGAGGACAAGUCUCGGUUGCCUCCGCUUCUGAGACUGUCAAUCCGCACAUCUUAUCACAUAGCUCAAUGUACAUGACACUGCUGAGACUCACAGCAUGUGGAGGCUCAUGCUACUCUCCGCGAUCCACACACAAUUUACCACGCGCCCCAUUGAGAGCGAUAACCACUAAUUGCGACCACGAGGAGGUUACCCCAUGUGACUCUACCCUCCCUUAGGAGACCUGGCUGGAGUCACUCAGCACGCCCUGGAUUCGAACUUGCGACUCCAGAGGUGGUAGUCAGUGUCAAUACUCACUGAGCUACCCAGGUCCCCGGCUAAAACAAUAAUUUGAUAUUUUGGUAACGCUUUACAGUAAGGUUCCAUUCAUUAACAUUAGUUAAUGCAUUAGAUAUCGUGAACUAACAAUGAACAAUAUAUUUCUUACAGCAUGUAUAAAUAAUUGUUAAUAAUGGUUAAUAAAAAAUACAAUUGUUCAUUUGUUAAUUCAUGUUAGUUCAUAGUGCAUUAAUGUUAAUAUAUAAUUUUUAUUUUAACUAUAUAUUAGCAUAUUGUUAUUAACAUUAAACAGUUGAAAUUAACAUUAACCAAAAUUAAUUUAAUGCUGCAAAGCUAAUGUUGACAAAUAAAACCCUAUUGUAUUAGUGUUACCGAUAUUUUUGUAUGUUAACUUUAACGUUUUGCUACUGUUUCGUUAAUUGUUUUGCUUUAUAUCUUAAAACAAUAUCAUUGUUUAUAUUUUUUUACAUAACAGUUUUUCUGUUUAAACUUUGUUGAAAAUCCUAUAAUAUAGUGGUGGGGCAUAUUGUCACAAAAAGUCAAACUUGUCAAAUGAUAUGAACUGUAUCGUUUUUCCAGGGAAAUUACAGUGGAACAGAUUAAUAGCUUUUUGUAGACAAACCUUUAAGAUGUGCGCCUAUGCAGAAAUGGAUUAUCACAAAUAAACCUACCCUGAGAAAUAUUCACUGGAGUAGAAAGUGUGACAGCUAGCCCCUACAUCAUGCUUGUACAAAGCAGCACUUAAGGCCAGUAUGUAAUCACACAACACUGUUUCCUAUGACAGCUAGUACCAAUUGAACUUAAGUUAACUAGGACAGAUAUCUCCCUUAAAAGACUAAAUUGCUGAAUAUAACAGUUCUGUUUCUGCUAUUACUGUUAAUGUUGUAGGGAGAGACCAUUUUAAGGUCAAAAUUUGAAUGUUAUAAUCCUGAAUGUGACUCUACAGUUAUAUAGUGUGGCAUUACAGUUUUAUGUACAGUACAUGUGCUGUAGUUUUCCUAUGCAAUUUUUUUAUAUUUUUCAUAAUGAUUCUAUGUAGUGCUCUGUGUUUUAUUUUUAUAAAGUUUUUAAAUAGGCUGUGUGUUAGUUAUCCUUCAAUUAUGAAUUUCUACUGUAAUUAUAACUGAUCUUAAUACAACUGUUUUAAACUAUCAUAGUCAUAUGUUUUUGGCACUAAUCAGAGAUAGUUGUAAUAAAGUUGAUGGAUGCAUAAUAAAAAGGUCCACUGAUUUCCCAAGAUGCGACAGCAGACUGUAUGACAUCAUAGAAUCCCCACUAAAUGGCAUUUAAGUGCAUUUUCUUUUUGUAUGGCACAUGAUAAUAAAUGUUUUCUAAUGCCUUU